Molecule: messenger RNA, 453 nt
Organism: Dovyalis caffra
Lineage: Eukaryota; Viridiplantae; Streptophyta; Magnoliopsida; Malpighiales; Salicaceae
Source: the annotation of a GenBank genome assembly
AUGAUCUGUUUUCACACAAAAAACCCUUUAUGUUUAAGGAAAAAGGUUAUUCGUUUGUUUCCAACAAUGAGGAUCAUUUUGGAAGCAGCAAUUACGACAAGUGCUGGGGUCAUCAGUCUAGCUCUCUAUUCAUUCUGGGCUGUGAAAAGAGGCCAUGAUUUCAACUUCUCCGGACCCUUGUUAUUUGGUGCUCUCCUAAUGCUUAUUGUUCGUGGGUUCAUUCAGAUACUUUUCCCUCUCGGGAAGUUGUUAGCAAUGAUAUAUAGUUCCUUGGCUGCAAUCGUAUUCUGUGGUUACAUCAUAUAUGACACUGACAACUUGAUCAAGCGUUUCAGCCAUGAUGAGUACAUUUGGGCUACAAUCUCACUGUAUCUGGAUGUUGUCGAUCUGUUCCUUGGUUUCCUUGGUGCAUCCAAUACAUCAAGCUUUUCUACCAUUAAUGGAUAUUCAUAG